This is a messenger RNA of Harpia harpyja (harpy eagle), 524 nucleotides long. RefSeq names its product histone H4. Lineage: Eukaryota; Metazoa; Chordata; Aves; Accipitriformes; Accipitridae. The coding region runs from base 125 to 436 and encodes 103 amino acids. Gene Ontology annotation, molecular function: protein heterodimerization activity; structural constituent of chromatin; DNA binding. The record is from RefSeq and is a predicted model, not a curated record. Gene Ontology annotation, cellular component: nucleosome. Gene Ontology annotation, biological process: nucleosome assembly. The transcript has a single exon.
CGGAGAAGAGCCCGCCCUCGCCCUGCCCCGCCGCAGUCCUCAACCAGGUCGGGCCGCCGGCAAUAUAGAGAGGCGCUGGCGCCCGUUCCCGCCACACGCUGCCUGGGUGGAGCGCGGCGGGAGCAUGUCCGGCAGAGGCAAGGGCGGGAAGGGGCUCGGCAAGGGGGGCGCCAAGCGGCACCGCAAGGUGCUGCGCGACAACAUCCAGGGCAUCACCAAGCCGGCCAUCCGCCGCCUGGCUCGGCGCGGCGGCGUGAAGCGCAUCUCGGGGCUCAUCUACGAGGAGACGCGCGGCGUGCUGAAGGUCUUCCUGGAGAACGUGAUCCGUGACGCCGUCACCUACACGGAGCACGCCAAGAGGAAGACGGUCACGGCCAUGGACGUGGUCUACGCCCUCAAGCGCCAGGGACGCACCCUCUACGGCUUCGGCGGCUGAACUCGGUUCCUGGGAUAGCUUACGUUUCUAGAACACAAAGGCUCUUUUCAGAGCCGCCCAAGCUUUCAAAGGAAGAGCUUUGAUCGCU